This is a messenger RNA of Eutrema salsugineum, 2120 nucleotides long. RefSeq names its product CBS domain-containing protein CBSCBSPB5. Gene Ontology annotation, molecular function: protein binding. The record is from RefSeq and is a predicted model, not a curated record. The transcript is spliced from 15 exons. Bases 252 to 1904 code for a protein of 550 amino acids. NCBI's taxonomy places the organism in Eukaryota, Viridiplantae, Streptophyta, Magnoliopsida, Brassicales, Brassicaceae.
CAGGUGUUUCCUUUCAUUCGAUUCCCCAGAAAAUUAAAUCCAUUGAUCAAAGCUACAGAAAUUCGAAAUCGAUUGCGUCCUUGUCGCAGAAUUCGAUUUGUGAAUCGAUCAUAUUAGAAGUAUAAGGAAGAAUCUCGCCAUUCUGAUAUCUCCUUGAAUUUAUUCUCUCUCUGUGAUUAAAUUCUUAAAGAAAAUUUGAAGAGAAAGACUGUUUGAAAAAUUUGAGGGAGGAGGAGACCGGAAUUGUUGAGAUGGCAAACCAAGGUGGUUCGUCGAGGAAAAGUCUCUCUUUCUCUGGUCAUUCAUUUCAAGGGAGGAAGAAAGCUUCUGAAAACAAUGAAGGUGGAGGAGGAGGAGGAGGCUCUGACCUCCCAAGGAGAUCUCUCACAUCUUCUCGUUCUUCCAUAAGCUUGAGUGGAGAAAGGAGUGGAGAGAGGACUGUCAAGCGACUGAGAUUGUCUAAGGCCCUUACCGUACCUGACAGCACAACAUUAUAUGAAGCUUGCCGGAGGAUGGCUGCACGUCGUGUCGAUGCGUUAUUGCUGACUGAUUCUAAUGCGUUACUUUGUGGGAUCCUUACAGACAGGGACAUAGCAACAAAAGUGAUUGCUAAAGAGCUCAACCUUGAAGAAACACCUGUAUCUAAAGUUAUGACCAAGAACCCUGUCUUUGUUUUGUCUGACACUAUUGCUGUGGAAGCUCUUCAGAAGAUGGUGCAAGGAAAAUUUAGACAUUUGCCGGUGGUAGAGAAUGGAGAAGUUAUCGCGCUUCUUGAUAUUGCAAAGUGUUUGUAUGAUGCAAUUGCCCGAAUGGAAAGAUCAGUUGAGAAGGGUAAGGCCAUUGCUGCAGCAGUUGAAGGUGUUGAAAAGAAUUGGGGGACAUCUAUUGCUGGACCAAACAGUUUUAUGGAGACACUUAGAGAACGAAUAUUCAAGCCUUCACUUUCAACUAUAAUUCCAGAGAAUACAAAAGUUUUAAAGGUUGGAUUGGAAGAGACGGUGUUAACAGUAACCAUGAAGAUGGUGGAAUAUCAGUCUAGCUCAGCCAUGGUGAUGGUUGAGAACAAAUUAACAGGGAUUCUCACUUCAAAAGACAUCUUGAUGCGUGUGAUAGCCCAAAAUCUUCCUCCCGAGACCACUACUGUAGAGAAGGUUAUGACUCAAAACCCUGAAUCUGCAACAGUUGAUAUGGCAAUUGUUGACGCCUUGCAUAUCAUGCAUAAUGGAAAAUUUCUUCAUCUUCCUGUAUUAGAUAAAGAUGGAGAUGUUGUCGCUGUCAUUGAUGUGAUCCACAUAACUCAUGCUGCUGUAACUACGGCUGGAAGUACGGCUGGAAUAAACAAUGAGACAGCAAACUCAAUGAUGCAAAAGUUUUGGGAUUCAGCUAUGGCUUUGUCUCCUAACGAAGAUGGAGACGAAACAACGAGGAGUGAAGAAGAAUCAAUGAAGUUAUCUUCGGAGAUCGAAGGGACAAAAUCAUUCUCAUAUCCCAACACAUUUGCUUUCAAACUCCAAGAUAAAAAAGGACGGAUGCAUAGAUUCAUGUGUGAAACACAGAGUUUGACAACUCUGAUAACUGCAAUACUACAACGGAUGGGCGAUGACAUUGAGCCUGAAAACUUGCCUCACAUAAUGUACGAAGAUGAAGACAAUGACAAAGUCAUUUUAGCAUCAGAUGGUGAUCUUGUAGCUGCCGUAGAGCAUGCAAAAUCAAUAGGCUGGAAGGGCUUGAAAUUACACUUGGACUUCAUAGAAGAGAGAGGGCACAGGAGAGGCUUGAGUUCAGAGGGUAUGGACUACGAGCAAUCAAACUCAUGGGCAGCCGCUUACAAAACAGUUGCAGCCGGGGCUGCUCUUGCAGCUGGACUUGGAGUUUUGGUUUACCUGAAACGUCACUCAAACUAACUGAUUCAUUUCUCGGAGAUACAAAGGCAAUUGGCCUUCUAAAGCUAAGCUUGGCAAGUAUUGCAACUCUACAUUAUUUGUGUUCUUGUUGUUUUUGAUCUUUUUACUUAUUUUUUUCUGAAGUUACUCAUUCAACUGUAUAUAAAUAAGUAAACAUUUAUUUGUAUUAACAUUGGUGAUUGAGUGACGUUUGGAUAUUUCAAAAGGUUUUGACGA